AUAAGUGGGGUUUCACUUUCCUCUCAUCACUCCAUAAAGGACCAUAACAGAUCUUCUUGUUCCGUUCGAGUCUCUCCCCGAGUCCCCUCUCUCUCUCCCUCUCCAAAACUCGUAUUUUUCUUCUUAAGCGAUGGAACUAGCGUUGUCUCUCGGCGACAAUACUAAGAAACAAUUCUCUUUUUUGGAGAAGCACUCGAAGAUUAAUAAUCCAUCUGCCUCGUCGACCUCAACUUCCGACAAGGAUCUUGGGUUCUGCAUGGGUUUAGAUGUUGCUUUUGCUGGUCACAGAUCGUUAUCAUCCUCUUCGUCUCCCUCGGUAGAGGAUGUGAAGAAGAAACCGGCACCGAGAACAAAUAAUCUUGAUGGAUUUAGGGUUUCGUCUUCUGUAGAUCCACCACUACAGCUUCAGCUUCACUUCCCUAAUUGGCUCCCUGAGAACGGUCGGCAAGAAGGACGAAUACUCUCAGGAGUAGCUACGAUGGUGACAGAAGAGGAAGAUGAGGUGGAGGAAGCGGUGCCUAGUAUGUCAGUAUCGCCUCCGAACAGUGUAACGUCGUCGUUUCAAUUGGACUUUGGGAUUAAGAGUUAUGGUUACGAGAGAAGAAACAACAAGAGAGAUAUUGAUGAUGAAGUGGAGAGGUCAGCUUCAAGAGCCAGCAACGAAGACAACGAUGACGAAAACGGAUCCACCAGGAAAAAACUAAGACUCUCUAAAGACCAGUCAGCGUUUCUUGAAGACAGCUUCAAAGAACACAGUACCCUUAAUCCUAAACAGAAGAUUGCGUUGGCUAAACAGUUGAAUCUUCGUCCUCGUCAGGUUGAAGUUUGGUUUCAAAACAGACGAGCCAGGACAAAGCUGAAGCAAACGGAAGUGGACUGUGAAUACCUAAAGAGAUGCUGUGAGUCAUUAACCGAAGAAAACCGGAGGCUUCAAAAAGAGGUUAAAGAAUUGAGAACCUUGAAGACUUCCACACCGUUCUACAUGCAACUUCCGGCCACUACUCUCACUAUGUGCCCUUCUUGCGAACGUGUUGCCACCUCAGCAACACAGCCGGUCACGUCAGCUUCCCAAAACCUAGGUUUGGCUACGUCAUCGUUGCACUGUCCGGUUAAGCCUCGUUCGGCCAAACAAGUUUCAUGAGAAGCACGUGCGAAAUAAAUGGUUACAGUUUUAGCGCAAACGGUCGAGAGUGUGUGCAUGGUUUAAAGUUGGCUCUUCUUGUGUAUAUUUAGAUUUACUUUUUCAUAUUAUUUGGGACGACCGUCUCCAAUUUUAAAAGACGAAUAGAUCGAUUAUCCGGUCAGUGUUUUGUUUUUCUUGGAUGGAACCGGAUUAAAAAAAAACAAGAGAUGGAGGAAAAGGGUUGACAUCAUGACAUGUUUAUUGAACGAUAGAAGACAAAAGAAAAAGGGAAAAUAUUUGGUUU
This is a messenger RNA of Camelina sativa (false flax), 1427 nucleotides long. Its product is annotated as homeobox-leucine zipper protein HAT14. Gene Ontology annotation, biological process: regulation of DNA-templated transcription. Gene Ontology annotation, molecular function: sequence-specific DNA binding; DNA-binding transcription factor activity, RNA polymerase II-specific. The record is from RefSeq and is a predicted model, not a curated record. Lineage: Eukaryota; Viridiplantae; Streptophyta; Magnoliopsida; Brassicales; Brassicaceae.